This is a messenger RNA of Vitis riparia (riverbank grape), 2618 nucleotides long. RefSeq names its product probable serine/threonine-protein kinase WNK3. Gene Ontology annotation, molecular function: protein serine/threonine kinase activity; ATP binding. The record is from RefSeq and is a predicted model, not a curated record. Lineage: Eukaryota; Viridiplantae; Streptophyta; Magnoliopsida; Vitales; Vitaceae. Gene Ontology annotation, cellular component: cytoplasm. The coding region runs from base 122 to 2131 and encodes 669 amino acids. The transcript has 8 exons. Gene Ontology annotation, biological process: protein phosphorylation; intracellular signal transduction.
CUCGAAUCCGAAAAUCUUGGAAUGGGUUGGGUUUCGUUUUGAGAUUUGGCUUUCAUAUUUCUUGUUUUUCUGAAUUUGAUCAAGAUUGCUUGCGAUUUGUGGUGGUCUUGGGCCCGAGAGAAUGCCCCAGGUUUUGUCCUCCGAGCAAGACCCUGAUGAUCCCGAUACUGAAUUCGUAGAGAUUGAUCCAACUGGGAGAUAUGGUCGGUAUAAGGAGGUUCUAGGAAAAGGGGCUUUCAAGAAAGUAUAUAGAGCAUUUGAUGAAUUGGAAGGAAUUGAAGUAGCUUGGAAUCAGGUUAAGGUGGCAGAUCUAUUACGGAACUCAGAAGAGUUGGAGCGGCUGUAUUCAGAAGUUCAUUUGCUCAAGACUCUGAAGCAUAAGAACAUAAUUAAGUUUUAUAUUUCGUGGGUCGAUUCAAGGAAAGAGAAUAUCAAUUUUAUUACAGAGAUUUUCACCUCAGGCACAUUGAGGCAGUAUCGAAAGAAACAUAAGCAUGUUGAUUUAAGAGCUCUGAAGAAAUGGUCUAGGCAGAUUCUGGAGGGUCUUCUCUAUCUUCACAGUCAUGACCCUCCUGUUAUUCAUCGGGACCUGAAGUGUGACAACAUUUUUGUUAAUGGAAACCAAGGAGAGGUGAAAAUUGGGGACUUAGGACUGGCUGCCAUUCUUCGCCAGGCUCGAUCAGCUCAUAGUGUCAUUGGUACUCCUGAGUUCAUGGCACCUGAGCUUUACGAGGAGGAAUACAAUGAGCUUGUAGACAUUUAUGCCUUUGGGAUGUGCUUGCUGGAGUUGGUGACCUUUGAGUACCCAUAUGUUGAAUGUGCCAAUGCUGCUCAAAUAUACAAGAAAGUGACAUCAGGAAUCAAACCAGCGUCAUUAGCAAAAGUGAAAGACCCUAGAGUUAGAGCAUUUAUAGAUAAAUGUAUUGCAAAUGUCUCUGAUCGGUUGUCUGCCAAGGAACUCUUGAGGGAUCCUUUUCUCCAAUCAGAUGAGGAAAAUGGAAGUGUAGGCCGUUCUUUACAACCCCAUCCUCAUCAUUCAGGUAGUCAUGACCACUUCAAUACUGGUACAAGUUCUAAGGUCUCUCUGCCUGAGUCAAGUCGAGACUUCAAGGUGCAAGGUCAAAGGAGAGAUGUCAACACAAUAUUUCUAAAAUUACGAAUUGCAGAUUCUAAAGGUCAUAUUCGCAACAUCCACUUCCCAUUUGAUAUUGGGGCUGAUACAGCAAUUUCUGUUGCUGGUGAAAUGGUUGAAGAGUUGGACUUGACAGAUCAAGAUGUUUCAACCAUUGCUGCAAUGAUUGACUCAGAAAUUCGGUCCAUCAUUUCAGAUUGGCCCCCAUCAAGAGAAGUUUUUGGGGAUAAUUUGAGCACAGAGGUUGCAAUUUCUGAUAUCUGUCCCCCUGAAAGUGAGGGUGAUGCUUUGCCCUUGAUGAAUGAGUCUGCUACUUCUUCUUGUGGCCUUGUCCUGGAACGGUUGCCUUCAGGUCGGAGGUACUGGUCCGACUCACCCAAGGCAGUUGGUGGAAACUCUCCUAUUAGACCUGCCUUUUCAAACUUGUCUUCUCAGGUUGAUUCGGUAACUACUGAAGGUAGGUUUAGUGAACUUAAUGAGCAAUCUCUUGCUAGUCCUAGAGAUGGAGAUAAGUUAAAUACUGCUGCUUCACUUGAUAAGCGGGAGGAUGAACGUGUAUGUGGUGAUGAUGACGUUGAAGAGAAAGAAGCUAGUAUAUCUGCUGAAACCCAGUUUAGUGAUCAAAACGAUGUGGCUGUAGAAUUACUUGGUGGCUAUAGAGCACCUUCAUGGGGAGGGAACUGUAAAAUAUUAAGGGAAACUGAAUUAGGAGACGCCAAAGUUAUUGUGGAGAAACUUAAGCAUUUGUUUGUAAAACAACAAAAGGAGUUAGACGAACUAAAGAGGAAGCAUGAAUUGGCCAUAUUAGAUCUUGUGAAGGAACUUCCUCCAGACAUCCGUAACAAAGUUUCUAGCCUUUGUAACCUGAAGAUCUCUGGCUCUUUUUCAAAAAUGGAACCAAUGUCAUCAGAAGUUUCCAACUUGGCCAUGUAUAACAAUCUAGAUACUUAUUCCAUUGGACCAACUAAUGUCAAACUUAGUCUCCCAAAAAAAGGUUAAAGAUAUUCCAGGAAGCUCAAAGAUCUCUCAGAUUGUUGGGAAAGUUGGGAAGCAGGAGUCAGCAGCUGCAAAACAUGUCACUGGAGCUGUCUUUGGAGACAGUUCAAAUACGUUGAAGCAGAAUGUCAAAUCUUCAAGAGACAAUGCAGCCAGGUCAUAGCACAGGGAGAAGCUCAUGCUUAUUUGGGAGAUCCACUGGGGUUAAUUCUUGACGGACAAAGCACAAUCUACAUCAUGCUGCUCAGUCGAGAGUUGGCUGAAUAUGUCAUGUGUUUCUGUAAGAUAAGUUUGCCCAUGCUUGAGAGAUAUAUAUCUGCACAUCAUUCACAUGCCUUUGAUUUCAUUUUAAGUCUAUACAUGGUCUCAUGGGUCAUCAAAUUUUCAUGGUGUAUACAUGUACAUACAGUUCAUCAUCUGUGUCAAAAGAAAGGUUAGCUACUUCAAAAUUAUAUGAUAUAUGUUGAGGUAAACUAAUUCUAUUUUUCAA